Molecule: messenger RNA, 1821 nt
Organism: Fusarium odoratissimum NRRL 54006
Lineage: Eukaryota; Fungi; Ascomycota; Sordariomycetes; Hypocreales; Nectriaceae
Exons: 1
Coding region: 1-1821 (606 amino acids)
Source: RefSeq, a predicted model, not a curated record
AUGUCUGGCCUUGAGAUACCAGCCUUUAUUAUCGGCCUCGGUGGUUUGAUCUCAGUUUUUGAGAAGGGCUUCGAAGUAUGGCGCGUUAUUCGAAGAGCCGACGAUUUUGGGGAUGAUGUUGCAGAUUGGAUGUGCAAGUUGGAGAUGGAGUUCUUUCGAUUCCAGACAUGGUGGACUGCUUUGGAGCAUCUUGCGAUCACGAAAAAUUCGUCGCAUUCUGUUCUCAAUGUUCCGCUUCAGUCUUCGCCUUUACAGGUGGCGCUGGAUAAGCAGUUCGGCAAACCCAUUAUUGAUGCUGCGACUAGCGUCUUGAGACUUCUUGAGAAAAUUGAGGGGAUUCUCCAGCGGAACGGCGUAUUGGUGGUCAUGCAGGCAGAGCCGGCCGUGACGGAUCAUGACGGAGACCUUGGGGAGGCCACUGCGAAAUCGAGACAACGGCUCAAGCGCUUCGCCAAUGAACUUUUGAAGCAUACACCAUGGACAACUCGGAUCAAACACAGCACGAGUCCAUGGAAAGAAGACACUGACAAAACCGCACUCGAUGAUUCACUGGAGUCCAUGAUAUACUGGAACAAUACUCUCUACAGUAUACUGCCUCAGAAUAUUCGGGACAGUAUUCUCGAGCUCGGAAUCGCAGGCUACGCUCUGGACUCGCCAGAAAACAUCAAGGACAUCGUCAACUUAUCCAACAAUCGCAAUGGGACACUGAGCCAAAGCGCCAAGCUCAUGACGAUACGACGGCGCUUCAAAGACGGCUCGGAUUUGAGCGUGGAUCUCGAUGCUAUCCUCCAAAAGAUGGAACUCAAAGAGGCUGCAUUCGAAGGUCUCGUCGCAGCAGAUGUAUUUAAAGGAUGUCAAUACACAAUAUCGCAGUACGCAUCUCAGGAUGGUCAGAUCUCGCGAGUUCUCAUUGAGUGGAUACCUAUUCCAAAAGAUUUUGGUGCUUAUAAACUGGCUCACUCUCGCAUGGCACAGAUCUCGUGGACUUUACAGCAGAUUGGAACUUUCUCGGCAAUACAGGCUUAUCCUGCUCUUGGAUUCGUCGAGUUUGGAAGCGCCAGAUCUUUUGGUCUCGUGUCGACCUUACCUCGCAGCUUUACGUCCUCUACCAAGGUAUAUACGCUUUACGAUAUGCUAUCUGGUGGCCAAAAAUCGGCGGCCGGUAGUAAAUCAGCUUCGCGAGUGCAGCAUGCUCUUCCAAGUCUGAACCAGCGCCUCCAGCUUGCUUCAAAGCUGGCCAUGGGAUUCUACACUUUUCUCUUAACUCGAUGGCAUCACGAGCGGUUCAAUUCUCUGCACAUCGCAUUUCUCACAGAUGAAGGGGACGCAAAGUCGAAGACACUCGACCUUACUCAACCUAUCAUCGGCGGCUUCGCAAUCUCACGACCAGAUUCACCUACCGAACUAUCCAUCUCAGCAUCAGUGGAGGAUACAGAAGUCGUAUACCUGCAUCCUGAUAUACGCAAGCGACUGAAAUCAGGAUCCACACAAAACGGUGACGAACAGCGCUUCCAGCGGGUCCACGAUAUCUACACUGUUGGACUAUUACUUGCUGAGAUUGGCUACUGGCGGCCCAUUGCAAAGGUUGCUGAAUCUGGGUCCAAGGGCUCGAAAGCAGACUCGAUGUCCCCUGAGCAGUUCAAAGAAGCUGUUGUCAAGAAGUGCAAAUCGGAUCUAGCCUUCUUCGCCGGUGAGACUUACAGGGAUAUCACGCUGCGAUGCUUACUGGCUGGUGAGUCCGGCGGGGUUCAGGCGGAGAAUGAUGCUGCUGGAUUGAACAACUUGUAUUGGGACGUUGGAAUAAAUUUGAUGACCAGUUAG